AUGGGUGGCAUUGUCAGGGGACUGUUCAGUGCGUUUACGGUGCUUACGAAAAGAUUCGAGACCGUGUGCAGUGUCCGACGCGAUUCGGGAAUGCUCAGCCAGCAUGUCCUCGGCUGUUUCGGCAAUGUCUUCUUUGCCGCAGAAGGAAAUGAUGCUAUCUAUUACAGUUUAGGCUACUUAGUUCCGGUGGAUUACGAAAGAUCAUCACAUGAACCAUCGAAUGGGGUCAACGUGCAAGAUGAGCAGAUUGACGAGAACAAGGAGAUGGCUGUUGACUCUGGUGGCGAGGAAGACGAAGGCAAUGUUGCUAUGAACGAGCAGGGUGAUAAUGAUGAGUGGGAGGAUGAAAAGGAAGACGACGAUGAGGAUGAAGAGGGUUGGGAUCACUGUUACGCAGCCUUCAAGCCAAAGAUCCAAACUCUGUCUAAUGUCAGGGAUUCUCAUCGAACCCGGACGAUAGAAAACAACCAGGACCCCAACAUGUUUACAGUUAUCGACGGCGACGGCUACGACAACAGACUGCAAUGGGUGACCCAUUCGUUAGAAGAGACCCAAUUUAGUUCUGUCAUACAAGGUCGUAUGAGUAUGAAGCUAGACCAGAACUUACCUGCCUAUAAGCCCGAGACUGUGGACAUGCUUUUGUUGCAUGUUGACCAAGAUGCCGAGCUUGGGGUAUCAGGGCAUCAUGGUCUGUUCUCGGUAUUCUCAGUAGCCCCGACUGAGACAGCCCCCGUGGAUACAGUGGUCGCGCCACAUGAGUCUUUGUCGCAGGCUGCUAUGGCGCCAGGAUAUCAUUCAUCUGAGGUUAGCGAGUGCCAGCAGCCCUCAACUCAUGAGCCUUCUGAUGAGAUACUACUACCAAUCGGCCUGGAGUCAAUACCAGAUCUUACCCUCUGGUGGCCAGCGAGCCCCGUGACUUCUUCAUGUUCCUUGGUCUCCACAGUAAGGAAUUCGCCAAAUGAUUCAAGUACAAUUUGCACACUUGUAUCAAGUGAAGAUCAAGACAGAAAAACCGGAUCAAUGGCAGAGGAAAGUGCUUUAGGUGUUGGUGAUCAAGCUCGUCCAGUGCUAGAAGUAUCACUAGGUUCAACCGAUACCGACUAUAGUAUGGUGCAGGGAGUCCAUACAACCCUCUUUGGAGAUGCUCAAGUCGACUACUUGGUGAGACAUUAUAACAUCCACGUGGCAGGUGUGCUCGUUCCGAUAAGUCACCCCGAGAACCCAUUUCGGACCCUCUACCUAUCCACAGCGAUCGAGGGCAUGUUGCAAGAAAAUUUACAGAUGGAGAAAUCAAGACGGCUGGCUUAUACGGCACUCUCUCAGUCUCUGUUGGCAUCGGCGGCAUUUCAUCGCUGGAAAUGCGACCCACGACUUAUGGAAUAUCGAGACUUCGGAGCGAAAUACAGAUACCGAGCCAUUCAAUCUUUACGAGAUACGAUUGAGGAAGCGCCACUUACAGCAAAUUACCAGACCUUGAUGAUGGCGAUCCUGUCUCUCGUGACAAUAAGCGUCUUAACAGGAGAGGGUGACGACUUUCUUAUGCAUAUACAAGCGGCAGCUCAGCUUCGUAGCUUGCGGAAUCGAUGGAACUUAAUGAGCCGUCCAUCCAGACAGCUCAAUGAACUAGGUGCUUUCUUGUCACUAAUGUCACGGACCAUGUUCUUCCAACCAUCCCCAAUCUCUUGGGGUACUAUCGGCGACAACACCCAUGCCGCAGAGACCAUGAUUUUACAGUCGAGCCAAUGUUACGAGUAUGUUUACGGAAUCACGCUAGCGAUAGCCACGGCUAUCAACGAGACUUGCCACCUGGCUGAGCAUCUCAUUCGCUUCAAGCAAAACAAGGAAAGUCUACCCGACGACUUUUUAGAAACGUGUGAAGAACUUGGAAACAAACUCCAAUCAUGGCGAUUCAAAUCAGAGAAUAUCACAUCCUUUUCUGACAGUGGUGACUUCAGGAUGGCGGUGUUCACUCAACAUGCAAAGGCGUGGCAUGCUGCCGCACUCAUCUACUACUGCACUCGCAUACAGCGUGUCCAGCGAGCGGACCUCAUCCCAGAAGUCGACCACGUCGCUGAAUAUGUCCAAGCAGCUGAAGAGUUUAAAUCAAGAUCUGAAACCGUCGGGCAAGGAGAGUCCAUGGCACCAAUCACUUGGCCUGCGUUUGUUGCGUCCUGUAAUGCUACGAGCGAUAGGCGCGACGUGUGGAAAAAGUGUUGGGGGCGGAUGCUCUGCUAUAAAUUGGAGAAUGUCAGCAAGCAGUGGGAAAUCGUCCAACAAAUUUGGCAGAUACUUGAUGUUGCAGAGAGACAAGGGAAUCAUCUGAGUUGGACAGAAGCAUACGACAUCGUCGGCAUCAAUAUCCUACCUGUUUGA
Messenger RNA from Fusarium coffeatum, 2373 nucleotides. RefSeq lists its product as uncharacterized. Gene Ontology annotation, molecular function: transcription cis-regulatory region binding; DNA-binding transcription factor activity. Lineage: Eukaryota; Fungi; Ascomycota; Sordariomycetes; Hypocreales; Nectriaceae. The transcript has 6 exons. Bases 1 to 2373 code for a protein of 790 amino acids. Gene Ontology annotation, cellular component: nucleus. Gene Ontology annotation, biological process: positive regulation of transcription by RNA polymerase II. The record is from RefSeq and is a predicted model, not a curated record.